Messenger RNA from Pelmatolapia mariae (spotted tilapia), 2280 nucleotides. RefSeq names its product zinc finger protein 503-like. Gene Ontology annotation, biological process: negative regulation of DNA-templated transcription. The transcript is spliced from 2 exons. NCBI's taxonomy places the organism in Eukaryota, Metazoa, Chordata, Actinopteri, Cichliformes, Cichlidae. The coding region runs from base 470 to 2164 and encodes 564 amino acids. The record is from RefSeq and is a predicted model, not a curated record. Gene Ontology annotation, cellular component: nucleus.
AUGCGUCAAAGUGCCAAUUACGCAAAAGGCGCGUGUAAAGUCUGGAAAUUAAAAGCGCUCGGAGUGGGUGAAAUAUGAAACAGACACCCGUGUGAGCAGGAAACGUCACAUUACCUCGACCCUCUGAUCACAUCGGCAUCUCUUUUUGAUUGGGGGGCUGCACGGGCAGCAAUCCGCGGACUGAUUCAGAUGCUGCUAGUGAGGAGGCGGAGUGAUCCCUCCUGCCCGCAACCCACGUAAACCGUGCCCGCUCUCGGACCCACAGCCACAGUGUUAGAGCGACGCCUGAGAUGAAGCAACGAGGCUGAGAAGCGCACGGAUUCUGCUCACACACUCCGCGUCUCUUCCGAGGAUUUAACAGUGAUUUUCUUUUAUUUCUGGCAGCGGCUCCAACCGUCAGACGUUUUGAGUGCUGGCUUUCUUAACCCUACCCAUGGCAUUUUUCAACCAUUUAUAGGAGAAUUGGGUCAUGAUCACAUCGCCCACGGUCUCUGUCCUGAGAAAUAGCACAAAUCCAGCGUGGGAGAGCGGCUCCUCGGGGGAGAAGGGAGCAGUGAAGAUAAGCCAACUAUCCGUCCACAACUCCGUCUCUCCCGCAGACCCUACUCGACAAGCCAGUCGUCUUCCCAUAAAGGUUUUGAAAAUGCUUACGGCACGGGCAGGACACAUUUUACACCCGGAGUACCUACAGCCGUUACCGUCCACUCCUGUCAGUCCCAUCGAGCUGGAUGCCAAGAAGAGUCCGCUGGCCCUUCUGGCCCAAACGUGCUCUCAGAUCGGCAAACCGGAUCCGCCGUCCUCCUCCAAGCUGUCCUCUGUAACCUCCAAUGGAUCUAGCGACAAGGAGGCCAAAUCCGGCCCGCUGAAGAUGAGCGACAUCGGAGCCGACGACAAAUCGAGCUUCAAACCUUACUCAAAAUCAUCAGAGAAGAAGGACUCGAGCAGCAGCCUCAGUGGAGAUAAAACCAGUUUCCGAGUGCCUAGCGCCACCUGCCAGCCGUUCACCCCCAGGACAGGCAGCCCCGGCUCCUGCACCUCCGUUUCUCCUCUGCCAUCUGAAGGCAAAGCGGGGGACAAGGAGGAAAAGAAGGAGUCUGAUAGCAAUAAAAGCACUACGACGGAGAGCAACGGCAGCCACGGGAUAAGUGGGAUUACCUCUGACGGCAACCAGCAACAAGAAAACACAUCUGGAUCCAAGGCUGUUACAUCAGAUUCCAUAUCUGUAACUUCGUCAUCAUCCUCCGUCCUCGGCUCCGGGCUGGUGGCCCCUGUCUCCCCCUAUAAGCCCGGUCAUACAGUUUUUCCUUUACCGCCUGCUGGUAUUUCCUAUCCUGGAAGUUUAGCCGGUGCAUAUGCGGGUUAUCCGCAGCCGUUUCUCCCUCCUGGAAUGACCCUUGACCCCACCAAAUCCAGCAGCCAGCUUUUAAGCGCACAGUUUGCUGCUGCCAGCUCGCUGGGAUGCAGCAAAGCGGGAACGAGCCCCUUGGCUGGAGCAUCCCCACCGUCUCUAAUGUCUGCUAGUCUGUGUCGAGACCCCUACUGCCUGAGUUACCACUGCACGAGCCAUUUGUCCGGCGCAUCCAGCGCUAACUGCGCACAUGACUCUGCGGCAGCUGCGGCAGCUGCCUCGGCGCUCAAGUCUGGAUACCCGCUCAUGUACCCGACGCACCCGUUACACGGCGUGCACUCCACGACCCCUUCUUUCAGCGGACAUCCCUUAUAUCCUUACGGGUUUAUGCUGCCCAACGACCCCCUGCCGCACGUGUGCAACUGGGUGUCGGCGAACGGACCUUGCGAUAAGCGCUUUUCAUCCUCCGAGGAGCUCCUCAGCCACUUGCGGACUCACACGGCCUUUGCCGGCACGGAGAAGUUGAUAUCUGGGUACCCGGGGUCGUCUUCUCUUGCUAACGCUGCUGCUGCUGCUGCUAUGGCUUGUCACAUGCACAUGCCUCCAAACGGAAGCCCGAGCAGCCCGAGCACGCUGGCCCUCAGGGGCCCUCACCACCACCUCGGACUCAGCAGUCGCUACCACCCGUAUUCAAAGAGCCCCCUGCCCACUCCCGGGGCCCCGGUGCCCGUGCCCGCGGCUACCGGACCAUAUUACUCCCCGUACGCCUUGUAUGGACAAAGACUGACGACAGCAUCGGCCUUAGGAUAUCAGUAGUGACAGAGAAUUACACAUUUAUAAAGGAGAUUUAGGCCCAAUGAGUUUUAUAUUGUACUUAAUGCAGGGAUUGGAUCCAGGUGGGGAUCAGUGUAUUUAUUUGCGAUAGCUUCAAG